CUGCAAGGGUAUGCAUGGGGAGGAGGGAUGGGGUGCAACUCCCACAUUGUUAGGAACCACGAACCAAACUCAGGGGACCUUCCAGAGCAAACUCUCCACAAUGUCAUGUUACUAACACCAGGCUUAGGGAUUAGCCCUAUGCCACUCCCUCUCCACCACCCUACAAUCACAGUGUCCAGGUGGCUUUGUGAGUUACCCGGACCCUCCGUAAUAACCUCUCUGUGGGUGCGGCUGCACUUUCUCGUCCCUUCCCACCCUGACUCAGCUCUCUUCCGAUGCGCUCCUAUUUCUUGCCCGGCAGAAACUGCCGCUGUACCCGCCCCAAUGGGCAUGCUCACUCCUCUGGCCAGGCUUUGACUGCGGGGAGGGCAGCAACCGGCCAGCGGUGCGCCUCCCCAGUGUCCCGGUCCCUUUAAAUCGGGCCUGCUAGUUGUUAGGGAACGGCGCGGCCCGCGCUAGCGCUGCACUGCAGAGAGAGGCUCAGCCCCGGGCCGGCCCGGCCGGCUCGCGGUGGCCAGCGCCAAACAAGGGGCUGCACCCGCCGGUGGUGGCCGGCUUAGGGAAAGAGGGGACAGGGCUCUCCAGACCGCACCCACGCUUCCAGUUCAAACUGGAGAAGGAAAGCAACGACAUCCAGUAGAAGACCCUGGGCCUCGGGAAGUCGCCCAAAUGUGGGGCUCAGAGAAGACUCAGGACCCCCGAAGGAGUCGCCCGAACCCAGAGCUAAAGUACCGGCACGGGCCCGUGGACGGCCCCCAACCUCCAGCUGCUCCUCUGGCGGGAACCUGCGAGCUCCUGGGGGCUGAAGACUCCAAGGAUCAUGGAUUACAGCCAGGUGACUUUGUUUAUUGGAAAAGGCACCAUCUAAAAGACUUCUUACAACCUCGCUGGAAAGGACCUUACCAGGUAUUGGAAGAGGUGCCUGAAGAAAUGGGUGCUAGAAGAAAACACUGGAAGGAGAAUGUGUUUACUCCCCUUUUUAGUGCACAGGAUGUUCUAGAAUUGGCUUCUCAGCCUGAAUCUUCUGAACAAACAACUGUAGAUAAGACCAAGAGAAUAGAAGGAAUUUAUAAUUUGUCCAGUAGAAAGUUUCAAGAGAAAAUAAAUUUAAGAGGAAACUAUAUUUCCCAACCAAAUGAAAAAGAACAAGAACCAAAUUUAAGAGAGAGAAAGGUAAACGUUUCAAAGAAUGAAGCAGAUACAAAUUCUGCCUCCUGUGAAUCAUCUAAUGUGGAUGUUGCAACAGAAGAAGGCUUUAACAGCACAGAAGAUCACUCUACCUGGAGAACAAAGAAAGUACUACCAGGACAAGACAAGAGGAAGAAAUUUACCAGAGGAAUGUCUCCAAAACUUCCCCUGAAUCUUUUGAAUGAAGAACUGGAAGAACUUAAUAUGAAGUGCAGAGAAAUAGAAGAGAAAUUUGAAAAUGCUGAAAAAGAACUUUUGAACUCCAAGAAAGAAGUAUCCCCAAAACCCCUAAAUUUUCAAGAACCAGGGAUGGAUACUUCAAGGAAUGACUGGGGACUUCAAACUUUAAGAAACGACCUCUCUGAGAAAGCAACAAAUGUAAAAAACUUAACUGAAGAGCUCCAGCAAGCCAAAGAAGUCAUCCACAAGUUGAAUCUAGAAAACAGAGAUUUGAAAGAAGCUGUUAGGAAGUUAAAGCGUCAAACUGAGGUUGGAAAUACACUCCUAAAAGAAGAAAUGAAAUUGUAUUAUGAAUUUGAAAUGGAAAAGAUCCUCAGAGAGCCCUAUGCCAUCAAGAAUGAACUGAGAGCUGAGAAGACCCUGCAAGCAAGAGAUAACCGAGCCCUGGAAUUGCUUAGAAAACACUUUGCUUCAUCUUCAAGUACCCUCAACCACUUUGCUGGGGAUAUUUUUUAAAACUCAAAAAGAAAAAGCCUUUCCUCAGGCAAGUUAUUGAGCCAAAUCAGUGCUGAUUGAACUUUCUUUGUGCACCACUUAAAAUGAAUGUAAUAGGAUAUAAUUUUCAUUUUUGGUGAAUCAGAAUAUCCAUAAAACAUAUAGAUUUAACCUCAAGCCUUCUGCUUUCUCUUUUUAAUGAAGUUAU
Messenger RNA from Lemur catta (Ring-tailed lemur), 2071 nucleotides. It is a transcript of the gene CCDC160, whose product is annotated as coiled-coil domain containing 160. Lineage: Eukaryota; Metazoa; Chordata; Mammalia; Primates; Lemuridae. The record is from RefSeq and is a predicted model, not a curated record. The transcript is spliced from 5 exons. Bases 670 to 1884 code for a protein of 404 amino acids.